Lepidothrix coronata (blue-crowned manakin) is the source of this 2522-nucleotide messenger RNA. It is a transcript of the gene ALG1, whose product is annotated as ALG1, chitobiosyldiphosphodolichol beta-mannosyltransferase. Gene Ontology annotation, cellular component: endoplasmic reticulum. Bases 283 to 1191 code for a protein of 302 amino acids. The transcript has 11 exons. Lineage: Eukaryota; Metazoa; Chordata; Aves; Passeriformes; Pipridae. Gene Ontology annotation, molecular function: mannosyltransferase activity. The record is from RefSeq and is a predicted model, not a curated record.
GCUGUCUGGCUCUGUUUAAUGCACACAUUUCUGUGGGGAGAGCUGUAAUAUUCUUACCAGUUUUCCUGUCAUUUUGCAGUGGGUCCAAAGCUUUUCCAGUACGUUGUAAAGGUCCUUGUGCAGUCAGUGCAGUUGCUGUAUACACUGCUGAGGAUAGAUCAGCCCUCCUAUAUUCUUCUUCAGAAUCCCCCGGGCUUACCCAGUAUAGCUGUUGCCUGGGUGGCAGGUCUGUUCUGGAGGAGCAAACUGAUAAUUGAUUGGCACAACUAUGGAUACACCAUAAUGAGCCUGAGUCAUGGGAGGAACCACCCGCUAGUGCAGAUUGCAAAAUGGUAUGAAAAGCUUUUUGGGCGCUUGUCUGACUAUAACUUGUGUGUCACUGAUGCAAUGAAAGAAGAUCUCUGGAUGAAUUGCAACAUAAAGGCAGUAACUCUGUAUGACAGACCAGCUUCUUACUUUAAGGAAACACCGUUGGACCUCCGGCACCAUCUGUACAUGAAACUUGCCCAGGACUACGAGCCCUUCCGAGCACGUGCAGAGCCUGUGGAUCCCAGUGCUGAGAGAUCUGCCUUCACAGAGAGGGAUGGCAGGGAUGGACGUGUGGUGGAGCCCAGGGGCCGGCCAGCUCUUCUCAUCAGCAGCACCAGCUGGACAGAGGAUGAAGACUUCUCUGUCCUUUUAAAAGCUUUAGAAGACUACGAGAGGUUUGUUGAUGAGGGAGCCAAGCUUCCAGCUCUGGUGUGUGUGAUAACAGGUAAAGGACCUCUAAAAGACUACUACAAUGGACUGAUACAGAAACUGCACUUUAAACAUAUCCAGAUCUGUACACCGUGGCUGGAAGCUGAGGAUUACCCUCUUUUGCUUGGCUCAGCAGACCUGGGGGUGUGUCUCCAUAAAUCAUCCAGUGGUUUGGAUUUACCCAUGAAGGUGGUGGAUAUGUUUGGCUGCUGUUUACCUGUGUGUGCAAUAUAUUUUGAAUGUUUACAUGAACUUGUGAAACACAACGAAAAUGGUCUGAUAUUCAGGGACUCGAGUGAACUCGCAGAACAACUGAAGAUGCUUUUCUCGGAAUUUCCGGCCCUGGAAGGCAAACUCCACAGCUUCAGACAGAACCUCCGGGCGGCCCAGGAGCUGCGCUGGGACGAGAGCUGGGACCAGACUGUGCUGCCCUUGCUGGGGCACAGGGAAUGACUGGGGGAAGGAGGGUGGCAAAGCUGAUACAUUCCUGGACUGCAGAGAUUCGAUAAACAGUAAAGAAACCCUUUGUAUUGCCUACAGUUGCAGUUUUUAACUACUUCAUCUUGGAACACAUGUCUGCACACUCCUCUUCCUUUCCAAUUCAAGCUUCCUGUGCAAGAGCAGAGCUGAAGGUGCAGCUGGAGCCGUUUGCUGCGGGUCCACCUGUGCUGCUCAAAGGUCACUUUUUGGUGAAGAUACUUGAAUACAGAUAGAAACUAUUACCACUUUUACCUGCUGUACACUCAGCACCUUAGUAGGUGAUCUGGGUGUGGGUUUUUUGCGAAGUGGGAAAUGCCUUUUAUUUGAACUGUUUUAUUUCAACUGGUCAAAGGUUGGACUCGAUGAUCUUGGUCUUUUCCAAUCAAAAUUAUCCUGAAAUUUAACUGAGGGUACAUGGGGGUUUUGUUUACUCAACCAGUUAAUGUUGCCUAGUCUUCCCUAGACACACACUGAAUAUCCUCUUGUAGGAUUUUAUUGAGACAGACCCGUUUUGUUUCCAAGUUGUUUUCCUUUUCACAGUGUGUGCAGGAAUGUGGAAGUGCAGCUGCUGGGGUGUGACAGCUUUACUGGGUACUUAGAGGAAAACAGACCUUGCAGUGAGUGCUCCCCUUGCAGUCUGAAGUGAAUGUGCCCAUUCACCUUGAGAAAGAACAUCAAAUUCAUCUCUUUUUGAACAGAUGAAUAGAACAGGGAAAAAUAACCCCCAAAUAUACGUGUAAUGUAAUCAAAGGCACUUCACUUUGUGAGUGCUCACUCAGGUGCACCCUUCAGCUUUUUAUUGUUAAGAUCAGUAUAUGCAGACUGAAUGGUUCCAAGUUUUUUUCAUCACCUUUUUGGCUAUAAAAUAGAUGUCAGUCAUUUAAGGAGCAGAAGUGCUUGGUUUUAUCAUGUGGUUACUGCUCCUCAAAGCUCCCAGUUCAGGGGUGGGAGGUGGUGACAGUGGGUUCUGCACCAGCAUUUUUAAACCCUCUGACUGAGUAAUCAUCGAAAAUCUGCUUUUUUCAGAAGGAAGAAGGUGAAAAUAAAAGAGUCAAGUUGCUUUACUGCAGGAGUUUGGCAAAACCUCCAGCUUCUUGACUGAAGGAUGGUUCAUAAAGAUUUAUUUGCCAAUAUUUUAAUGUAUCUUUCCUACUGUUUUCAGUCAAAAUCCUGUCUGGGGGUUUUGCUGUUCCCCUUUAGCCAAUCCUGUGCAUGUGGAGAUAAAUUAGGUACUUCUCUAAUUAAACAGUAAUGCCAAAAGCUUCAGAGAGGUUUCAUCUUCCUAUAAUAAAAAUUGUAGAUGU